Hibiscus syriacus is the source of this 1340-nucleotide messenger RNA. RefSeq names its product dolichyl-phosphate beta-glucosyltransferase-like. The record is from RefSeq and is a predicted model, not a curated record. Gene Ontology annotation, cellular component: endoplasmic reticulum membrane. The coding region runs from base 151 to 1155 and encodes 334 amino acids. The transcript is spliced from 10 exons. Lineage: Eukaryota; Viridiplantae; Streptophyta; Magnoliopsida; Malvales; Malvaceae.
UAAGGUUCGAACCCACGACCACUGAGGCUAAUCUACCGACGGAAUUUUCAUUUUCGUUGAAGAAAAGUCUCUGUUUACUCUUGCCUCCACCCACCAGCAGCUAAAAGCUUGGGGGGAAAAGAAAAAGAAAAAAACUCGAAAAAAGGGGAAAUGGAAGUUUUAUUGACGAUGCUGGAGUUUUUGGCGGUUUUGGUUUUGAUCUUUGUUUUAGGUUUAGUUUCUGUAAUCGUUCUGGAAGCCUACAGAAGACGUCACAAUAAUGCUCAUGUUGAAGCGCCGGCGAUCUUUGAGGAUCCGAACUCAUUGAAACAGGUUCCUUGUCCCUAUAUUUUUGAUCCAGCAGAGAAAUACUUGUCAUUGAUAAUUCCUGCUUUCAAUGAAGAACGUAGGUUUCCUGGUGCUCUUGAUGAAACCAUGAAUUAUCUUCAACAACGGGAAGCAAAUGAUAAAUCAUUUUCUUAUGAGGUAUUGAUCGUUGAUGAUGGAAGUAGGGAUGGAACAAAGAGAGUAGCUUUCGACUUCGUAAAGAAGUAUGGUGUAAACAAUGUGAAGGUUAUCCUGCUUGGUAAAAACCACGGAAAAGGAGAAGCAAUAAGAAAAGGAAUGCUACAUUCACGUGGUGAAUUACUUCUAAUGCUAGAUGCCGAUGGGGCUACCAAGGUUACCGACCUAGAAAAACUUGAAAAUCAGAUCCAUGCAGUUGCAAGAAAAGAUCAUCAUGGUGAUCCGGCAGCUGAUAAGGAGACUUUUAGAAUAUCUGAUAUCCCAAUAGUUGCAUUUGGAUCUCGUGCCCAUCUUGAGGAAAAAGCUCUGGCUACAAGGAAGUGGUACCGCAAUUUUUUGAUGAAGGGUUUUCAUCUUGUGGUUCUCUUGGCUGCUGGUCCUGGUAUUCGUGAUACACAGUGUGGUUUUAAGAUGUUUACUAGGUCUGCAGCAAGGAAGAUUUUUACCAACAUCCGGUUGAAAAGGUGGUGUUUCGAUGUUGAACUUGUUUUCCUUUGUAAAUGGUUCAGUAUUCCGAUGCUGGAGAUAUCUGUAAACUGGUCUGAGAUUCCUGGAUCCAAGGUAAAUCCAUUGAGUAUACCGAACAUGCUUUGGGAACUUGCCCUCAUGUCCAUAGGAUACAGAACUGGGAUCUGGAAAAUUAACUCCUGAUGUCUGGAUUUUCUCAAUCCAUCGAGCAAUGGCAAUCAAAGAGAAGCAGACAAGUGAUUUGAUAAGCUUCGGUUUUAAUACGUUCUUUCAGACAACACCUUCUACCAUCAGCUUAAACCAGUUUAUGCGAGCUUGUUCUUUCUGCAGUCUUUUCCAGUUGUAAUAUUGAUUGAGGUAACACUUUU